Molecule: messenger RNA, 567 nt
Organism: Didymodactylos carnosus
Lineage: Eukaryota; Metazoa; Rotifera; Eurotatoria; Philodinida; Philodinidae
Source: the annotation of a GenBank genome assembly
AUGGGAGCAUACUUGUGCAUUACAAUGCCAGCACGAGGGCAACGGGAUCCAGCCGUCGAAGAUGCUAUGGACAAAGGAACGGAAGACACAAAACGUAUGCUGCACGAGUACUUUGAAAAUGCAGGCUGGGAAGCAAAGCGGGUAUUGGAAGGAAUGGACCAUGCAGAAGACUUCUACAUGAGCCGGGCUGCGCAGGUGAAGCUUUCAAAAUGGACAAACGGACGUGCUCUUGUACUGGGAGAUGCAGCCUUCGCAACUUUUGGUGUCGGAACGAGUCUUGCUAUUGGGAGUGCUUACAUACUGGCGGGAGAGCUGUCGAAGAUACAGAGCAGCAAUGAUGUUCCACAGGCUCUGGAGAAAUACGAGGAGGUCUUUCGCCCAUUGUAUGCAAAAAUGGAAGAACUUCCACCCGGUUUUCCACAAAUUGCAUUUCCACAGACUGCUUGGGGCCUUCGGUUAAGAGACUCUGCAUUGUGGUUUGUGAGCAAGACAAAGAUGUACAAACUUUUCCAGGGUGAUUCAGGGAUUGACUGGAAAAUGCCGUGUUACGAUUGGGUAGGGAUCUGA